AUUACCUGUAAAAUCGUAUCUCGGAGCCUUUCACGAAUCGGUUUGUGCACCCGAGGGCUGAGCAAGCAAUAGGCAUGGUCCUAAAGCUGCAGCGGCGUUAAAUUAUGAGACGAAUUAGAAAUAAUCUAAUUCAAAUCCAUGUAAUAAAUAUGCAGAUAUUUAGAUAGUGCUAACACAAAUGAUAACAGUGGACCAGCGUAUACUGCUGUCUGUAAAUACAACCAGGUCACGCUAGCGUUUUCUUUUUUUUUUUUUUUUUUUACAUAACCGUUACACCGCCCUCUAGUGGCUGGAGUACAUUUCACAAUAAUAAAGGUCCUUCAGGAAACGCAUAGUUAGUUUGGCAGAUUAUCACGAAACCACAGAUUGCCAUAGCUACUAUAGAGUAUUUUAGCAUAGUAAUUAGUUCCAUUAUAGUACUAUAUUCAGCAAUAUUAUUAUCUUUUAAUAGAACAUGGCGAAAUAAGCUCCGAAAUAAGCUUGUGAAAACAGUUGUACACCUCUAUUGUGAAGUAAAGCUAGACAGAGUGUAGAAUAACCCGGAUGUAAAUCUUGUCUAAGCGAAGUUGCAUGUAAAUAAAUGGAUUUUGUAGUGUUAAGGUUACUUUCGGGAAAGUCGGGAAUUCUUCAUGGAGCAUUUUGAGCAGGAUUUAGUCGAGGCUCUCAGGGAUGUUGUGAAAGCCGGGAGCUGGCAGUGUGUGGGAGAAGCAGCCAAGUUCAAGUCAGCAUGCACCAAGUUGUACUCUGAGGAUGGAGAGCAUAUCGUUGUUGUGCGAACAGAAGAUGGACGGUUUUGGGCGAUGGAUUCAUCCUGCCCACAUGAAGGGGGUCCACUUGACCAAGGAGACAUCGAGGACCUUGGAGACGGCAAACUGGCACUAAUAUGCCCAUGGCAUGAUUUUGAUUUUAGCCUGGAGACAGGUUCAUCCUCCACAGGACUGCAGAAUCAAGUCUACAAGGUGAGAGUAGUGGAUGGAAAACUGUAUAUAAAUACUCAAAGUAGCUUGUCUCUUUACCCAGUCCCUGUGACGAAAAAGGCAAUCCAAGAUGCCUUGUUACCCAUGGACACAAAGUUCGAAUCAUCAGAAAACACACUCUGCUCCUGGGCCACGAAAAUCCUCUGUACUCCAGACCCACUUGAAAAGGUGGCUUUGACUAAGCAGGUGCAGAGCUGGUGGGACACUGGGGAAAUAACAGAGAUUGGUGAGUGUGCACCACCGGCUCAGCCUAGCAGAAUAGAUAGUCUGACUGUGGUGGAGCCGGGCAAAAUCAAACGUGGCAAAGGAGGCACUCAGGCAAGCAGAAUUGCUUUGCUUCAUUCUCUGGCUAAUAUAGAGCAGUGGGCUAUUGACCUCUCAUGGGACAUCAUUGCUCGAUUCUCUACAGUCAAGCUGAGCUCAGGAGACUCACUACCACAAGAGUUCUUCAGUGACUUUGUCAAAGUAGCCAGUGAUGAAGCCAAGCAUUAUGAAUUAUUAGAGCAAAGGAUCAAGGAGCUUGGCUCCUCUUUUGGUGCCCUUCCAGUACAUAAUGGUUUGUGGCAAUCAGCAGCAGAAACAUCACAUGAUCUUCUGUCUAGGCUGGCUAUAGUACACAUGGUCCAUGAGGCUAGGGGCUUAGACGUGCACCCUCAGACACUGUCCCGCUUUGCAGCACAGGAAGACACAAGCUCAGUAAAGAUCCUGGAGGUGAUUUAUGCUGAUGAGAUAACACACGUGGCUGCAGGACUCCGAUGGUUCACUUACAUUUGCUCCAAGGAGGAACGGGAUUGUCUGGCAACAUUCCACGACUUGGUUAAAUUGCAUUUCAAAGGGUAUCUGAAGCCUCCAUUCAACAUAGAGGGAAGGAAGACAGCAGGAAUGACAGAGGAGUGGUAUGUUCCACUUGUUAAACCGUCCAGCUGACUGAAGAUCUCCUGCAACAUUUCAGCCGUGAAGAUAAGCUGCUGCUCUUGCACCAGUAUAUACCCUCAGUCUGCCAGUAUCGAUAUCUCCAUUACUGUAAACACAUGGUUUACCUGAUUUUAGUUUCUAUUUGCUGUUGUGAAAUGGUUAUUUAUACAGAAAAAAGUAUUGCUUCAAUGUACAAUUAGUUUUAUUAUCUGAAAUCUUAAUGCAGUGCCAAUUAGUAAUAGUAUAAUCAUUAUCAUUAUUAAUAGUAUAAUCAGUCAUAGUAUAAUCAUUUCUUGCAAGGAAAUCUAAUGCAUUUCUUGGUACAAACAGUAAAUUACAUUAUGGGGUCCAAAAGUCUGCGACCACUAGUGAAAAUGCUUUGAUUUUGAUUAUUUUCUUACGGAAUAGAAUGUUUUACGUUGCAAAUAAAAUUAUUAGCAACAGCUUUGAGUGAAGAGUUGAAUCUUAGAAAUAUCCACAUAAGUUUCAUAAUUUCUUUGUGUUUGGUAUGUCCCUGUUUGCUUUAAUGUCUAAAACCUGACGAUCCAUGCUAGAUCAGAACCAUCGGAGUGUUCUCUGAACACGUGCUUUAAUGGACGGAAUAAGAUUCAGAGUAAAUCAGACAUUUGGUUCAAAUGAGUUAACAUGGUAAAAAUCACAAAUGUGCAUAAUGUUACCGGGCAGAAUCUUGAAAUCCUGAAUAUUCGAGACGUUGAACAUUUUCCUUUCUUUGCUUUCAUUUUUUUUUUCUUCAAAAUUCUAAAACAUAUUGUUUAUUUCCAGUUUAAACACGUACGCAGUGGUGUCCAAAAGUCUGAGAUCAUAUUG
Ictalurus furcatus (blue catfish) is the source of this 2720-nucleotide messenger RNA. RefSeq lists its product as uncharacterized. The record is from RefSeq and is a predicted model, not a curated record. Gene Ontology annotation, molecular function: 2 iron, 2 sulfur cluster binding. The transcript has 12 exons. NCBI's taxonomy places the organism in Eukaryota, Metazoa, Chordata, Actinopteri, Siluriformes, Ictaluridae. The coding region runs from base 630 to 1904 and encodes 424 amino acids.